AUGACGGGGUGCUGCGAGUGCGGGUGCCACAACCGUCACAGCGACGGCAAGAAGUUAAUUAGCAUUCCAUCCGGUAAGCACGACACGGCUCGCCGGAAGGUUUGGCUGUACAGGAUCGGCCGGCCGAAUUUCAAAUCGGCGCAAUCGACACGGCUUUGGGAGGUUCACGUUACUGACGAUCAUUUCGAGCAACUUGUUUUUACAAAAUUUGGCGUGAAAAAGUUGAAACCAGACGCUGCCCCAAGCAUUUUCGUGCACCGCAAGCAGCCAACACCUCGAAAACCUCCUGCCAGACGCGAUGCAACGGUCAACAAUCUGGCUUCUGCUGCCCCUUCACACACUGCAACGGCAAUGCAGGACGCCAACUCUCCUCCACGUGGCGACUCGGGUGGCCAGCUGCCGCACUGCUCUUGGCAGGACCCGCAAGCUCCCGCGUCACUGGAUGCAAGGCUCGAUGGCCCCCAGAUGCUGUUGGCAGCCGCAGCUCAUGUCGAAUGCAAUGUAUCGGACUACAGAAUGGGUUGUGCUGCCCCUUCACACACUACAACGGCUCCGCAAGACGCCAACUCUCCUCCACGUGGCGACUCAGAUGGCCAGCUGCCGCACUGCUCUUGGCAGGACCCUGAAGCUCCUGCGUCAUUAGAUGCAAGGCUCGAUGGCCCCCAGAUGCUGUUUGCAGCCGCAGCUCAUGUCGAAUGCACUGCAUCAAAACACAGUGAAGCCACUACACAUGACGGAGACAUGGACAGUGAUGUCGAUGGGUCCUCCGUGAGAAACCAGCCUAUGUCUUGGGAGUUUGUGGCUGCCCUCCACAGAAGGAUCAAGGAGCUUGAAGAUCACUUACACAGAACACAACGGAAGUUGUCACUUUCACAGCGGGAGAAGAACAAGGCUCUUCAAGAAAAGAACGCCAUGAGGACGCAAGUUAAUCGGUUUUUGGCGCCCGACCAGCUGCAGUGAAUGGAAACGUCCACGAUGAAGGGGACGCCGUGGUCGACACCAACCAUCGAGAAGGCAUUGAAGCUGAGGUUGUCAUGCGGAUCCCGGGGGUACAACGUCGUCAGAGAGACUGGCACACCACUGCCGGCUGAACGAACCUUGCAAAGACAACUCGAGAAGUUCAAGUUUGCACCGGGCAUAUUGCACGAGAUAUUAGAUUCCCUCGCUGUCAAAGUGAGCCUCAUGGAAGACCACGAGCGGCAUGCUGUUCUCAUGUUUGGUGAGAUCCAGCUCAAACACGGGCUUUCCUACUACCAGGCAAGCGGCAGAAUAAUCGGCAGGCCAACUAUAUCCUUGGCAAAUGGGGCUCUUCCAAAAGAUGCUAUGGCUAAGAAGGGUUUUGUUUUUAUGUUGGGGGAUGUGACAACUCGCUGGAAGCAGACAAUAGCGUACCACUUCACUGGAAAUUCUUUCAGCAGUACAAAGCUCAAAGAGGCACUUCUUUCCAUUCUUCGAGAGUGUGAAAAAAUUGGUCUCAGAGUGGAUGCUAUUGUCUGCUACAUGGGAGGUGGAAUUUAA
Messenger RNA from Ixodes scapularis (black-legged tick), 1518 nucleotides. RefSeq lists its product as uncharacterized. The transcript has 11 exons. NCBI's taxonomy places the organism in Eukaryota, Metazoa, Arthropoda, Arachnida, Ixodida, Ixodidae. The record is from RefSeq and is a predicted model, not a curated record.